Cricetulus griseus (Chinese hamster) is the source of this 1236-nucleotide messenger RNA. NCBI's taxonomy places the organism in Eukaryota, Metazoa, Chordata, Mammalia, Rodentia, Cricetidae. The record is from RefSeq and is a predicted model, not a curated record.
AUGCCUGGGCAGCUCUCUGCAGCGGCUGUGCUCUUCCUGUCUCUUGCUGUGAUUUUACAUGGCCGUCAAAUGAGAGAAAAAGAAUUUCCAAAAAGCAGAGACUAUCUUCAAUAUACCUCAACAGUUACAGGACAGACCACAGCAAAACCUCUCUUACAGCUAACUAACCAAACACAUCAUGAAACUUUAGCAGCAAGACCAAGGGAUGGUGACAUUCAAAUGUCUGCUGAAGACAACACCUCUGAAAAUGCAGCUCAUACGACAACCAAAACAAUAAUCCCAGUAACUACAAAAAGCCUUCUACCCAGCAGCCCAGCUAACUAUACCAUUGUUACACCUAAUAGCUCACAUGUGACUACUUUAUCUACUGAAGGUACCAUUGGCCCUAGUUUAGUUGCACAUUUACCAAUUCAUACAACUGGAGCUAGUCUAUCCACUGUCGACCAUAUAACUUCGAGAACUACCCAACUUGGUGGUCAGACUACCCUCCACCAAACAUUUUUCACAGCAUCACACAAAAGCACAACCAAUCAGAAGUCAACUCUACCCACCAAUGUCCCAGGAGCAUCAGUACCUACACACAAUGUCAGCUUUGCAACCUCACCUGCCCCCAUAGUUCCUGGGCCCACACUUGCAACCCAGUCAUCACCAGCCAAGACAGGAACGUAUGAAGUCCUAAAUGGAAGCAGGCUUUGUAUAAAAGCAGAGAUGGGGCUAGAGCUGAUUGUUCAAGAAAAGGAUUUGGAUUUUGCAACUCAGAGACACUUCAACAUUGACCCCAGCCUAACCCAUGCAUCCGGAAAAUGUGGCUCCCAAAAAUCCAACCUCUUCUUGGAUUUCCAAGGUGGAUCAGUGAAUAUCACAUUCAUCAAGGAAGAAAACUCAUACUAUGUCAGUAAAGUGGGAGCCUAUUUGACUGUCUCAAAUACAGAAAGGACUUAUCAGGGAAUGACGCACCGUAUGGUGAUGUUUGAGACAGUUGUUGGGCAUUCCUUCAAGUGUGUGAGUGAGCAGAGAAUCCAGCUGUCAGCUCAGCUUCAGAUGAAGACAACGAACAUCCGUCUCCAAGCCUUUGAUUUCGAAGGAGACUGCUUUGGAAAUGUGGAUGAGUGCUUGUCUGACUACACAGUUGUACUUCCUGUGGUUGGGGCCAUUGUGGUCGUCCUCUGUAUUGUGGGUCUGGCUGUCUACAAAAUCCGCCAAAGGCACCAGUCAUUGGGAUACCAGAGAAUCUAA